This is a messenger RNA of Drosophila teissieri, 1543 nucleotides long. RefSeq names its product kelch-like protein 4. Lineage: Eukaryota; Metazoa; Arthropoda; Insecta; Diptera; Drosophilidae. Bases 83 to 1438 code for a protein of 451 amino acids. Gene Ontology annotation, molecular function: protein binding. The transcript has 3 exons. The record is from RefSeq and is a predicted model, not a curated record.
CCUACUAGCCUUCGACAGAUUUGCCUCACUUGCCACAUCUUACUUACUUGUCACCUCAUCACAUAGCAUAGGAUUCAAAAAUAUGUAUAAAUCGAGCGCCUAUUUGCCCAGAACGGCAAAGCCACGUAAUCCUGAUCCCAAUCCCAAACCACGAAAGCUUUGCACGGAAGAACAGGAAUUUCUGAUCUUUGCAAAUGCUUUAAAAAAAUUUCAAGUUGAGGAUCCGACCAAGGGGCUGUCCAAGUUCGUCGUGUUGGACCAUGAUGUGCCGCCAGCUGAGUACCUGGUGAAGUGUAUCCAGGACAACGAGUGUCCGGAUGUCAUUGUCACCGUCAAUGGUCGCAUGUUCCUGUGCCACAGGAUCGUGCUGAGCAUUUACUCGAAGCGAAUGCUGAAGCUAUUGGCAGGCGACGUAAGUAAUAUUGUGUUCGACUCGGAGGAUCUGACGCCGAAGGCAUUCAGCGAUGCAUAUCAAUGGAUGAUUUCCACAAAUGGUGAGCUGGACAUUUGCGACAUGGUAGACAUUUUGAGAGCCGCCUACUUUCUGGAUGUGCCCGAGCUGCUCGAGGCUUGUUGGCAAACCCUGGAUAGUCCUGCUGUCGACGAGUUAUCUGCGUUUCGCAUCAUGUAUGAGAUGCGUGCCGCCACCAACAUGCCAGAAGUAUUCGAUAAGCUGGCGGGACGACUCAGCAAGGCAACGUUGCCAAUCGCAUCCAGUCGGGAGUUCCUCAGCCUCAGCGAGAUGCAAAUUUGCUCCAUACUGAAGACCAGUACUCUGGCAGUCAACUCGGAAAUGGAGCUCUUAUACUGCGCCUUGAUGUGGCUAUCGCAUUGCUGGCCACAGCGCCGUUCCAGCACCAAUGUGGUUUUGAAACACAUCCGCUUUGGCUACCUGCCGCCCACCAUGCUGAGCAAGUUCAGGACAAAGGAACGCAACCGGGUGGGUCACUUUGGGGAGAUACUGGAGGAGUUUAGCAAGUCGCCCGAUGUCAACCAACUCGUGCAGGACGGACUGUUCGACAGCAGUUUGGUCAUAGCCGCCUACAAUGAUCCCAAUGUCCUCGAAGACAACGUGGAGUUCAAGCAGGUGAAGCUGAUGGAUCCACGCUGUUGGAUACGGGAUCAUCGAUGUGCAUACCAUCGGAACGUGACCACGCUGUGUCCGAAUAUGCGUUACGUAACGCUAGACGAUUUCCAAAAGUACCUAAAAACCCUAUCAAGGUUACGACCAGAUUUUGACAGGCUUUUCGAGUAUCCCGAUAAUGAAGCUAAAGAAGAACUAGAUUCUGAUUGGGAAAGAGAGCGGAAAAUCAAUAAGUUGAUGCUCUUGAAGAAGGUGGUUGGCAUGGAUGCGGAUUUGGAUAGGCAUAUCGAGAGUAUUAGGCAGAAGCGAAGCGAUCGAAAUCAAGAUCCAAAAACUCAGAUUGUGCAGGCAUAGGGCCUGCUUCUACAAAACGUGAAAUUCGCAAGUUGAAAUUAGUUAUAAAUCAUGAUUGUGUUUGCACUUACUCUUUGCCGCACUCAUUAGAUCUUUGACCUCUUU